AGUUUGCGUUUCGCUCAGUAUCAAAAGGUAGCUCAAACGCGUCACUUGGUAGUAGUACGGUGCGGAGUCGCAGCCAAAUUGUGUUGGGAAGUUAAGGAAUUGCAAAAUCAUCUGGUUUUACGAUAGUCAACAUUUCUAUAAUUUUAAAAUCGUAUGUUGCUAUUCUUAAGCCAGUUUGAAGACUUAUUGACACAUACACAACCCCACAUAUUAAUCAGAAGCGGUGCCAGUAAAAGCAACCUGCGUACAAAAUGGCAGCGGUCGAAGUGCGGGAGGGCUACAAAUAUUAUGGUAGCAAAUCAAAUCCAAAAAUAAUUCUCAAUUAUUUAAAUAUGAAUGUGAUGCGUGGUUCUAUAUAUGGAUUGUUGGGUGCUUCAGGUUGCGGAAAAACAACACUGCUCUCUUGCAUCGUCGGACAAAGACAAUUGAAUAGUGGAAACAUACGUGUACUAGAUACGCAACCUGGAGAUAUACCCGGUUCACGUAUUGGAUACAUGCCACAAGAAAUUGCUUUGGUUGAAGAAAUGACAGUUACAGAAACUAUUUAUUAUUUUGGCCGUAUUUAUGGUCUAACAGAAGAAAAAAUAAAAGAAAAAUUUAAAUUACUUCGAGAUCUCCUACAAUUACCACCUCCAAAACAAUUGGUAAAGAAAUGCAGUGGUGGUCAACAACGUCGUGUGUCUUUUGCCUGCGCUAUGAUACAUGACCCUGAACUAUUGAUCCUAGAUGAACCGACUGUAGGUUUGGAUCCUAUGCUGCGUGAAAAAAUUUGGGAUUUUCUUGUCGAUUCCACAAGAAAUAGCAAAAUGGCUGUGAUAAUAACAACACAUUAUAUUGAAGAGGCAAAGCAAGCAAAUUGCAUUGGGCUAAUGCGAAAUGGUGUUUUACUCGCUGAAGAUACUCCAAUAGCAAUAAUGCAGAAGUUCGAAUGUAAUUCCAUCGAGGAUGCAUUUUUAAUUUUAAGUCAGAAGCAAGGUGACUCCGAUGUCAUUGUUGCAAAUGACGGAAAUAAAGCAACUGGAACGUCUACAGUCAUGAGCUCUGUAGAAGUAAUUGAUACAGAAACGAAUAGAGUACCAUUAGAGAAGCCUUCCCUUAAGUUUGUCGACGAAAAUGAUAAUAAAACAGAAUACUUGGAACAUGAGAUGGAGAACCGGAAGAAGAUAUGGUUUUCAACUAGAGGACGUGUAAAAGCUUUAAUGACAAAAAAUUUUGUACAACUCUUUCGACAACCCAGUGGCAUCAUUUUUAUGCUGAUGUUUCCAUUAAUUCAAUUAACUUGUUUUUACUUGGCUAUUGGUAAAACUCCAACUAAUCUCAAACUAGGAAUUGUGACUAAUGAAAUCAACGAUUAUACAAAGUGUUUUAGUAAGAAUUUAACAACAGUUUAUAAUUAUAAUAAUACUUGCGAGUUUAACAAGAUUUCGUGUCGAUAUAUAACUGAGUUGGGCGAUGGUAUCGCAGAGAGGGUUUACUUUAACUCUGUAGCGGAUGCCCAUAGUGCAGCAAAAAGAACAGAUGUGGUUGGUUACAUACACUUUCCACAUAACUUUUCAGAAUCGAUAAAAUCCGUACUUGAAGAUGGCAGAUUUGCAGAUGAUAGCGCUUUUGUUAACGCAGAAUUGUCGGUCCAUAUUGAUAUGACAGACCAACAAAUCGCAUUUUUUGUUGAGCGGAAACUACGUGAUAAAUUCGAUUCCUUCAUGAAAAACGUUUUGGCAGAUUGCGAUUUACCAACAUCUUUAGCUAAUAUACCCGUACAAUUUCAAGAACCUGUUUACGGUUCCUUUGACAUUGAGUUUCAGCAGUACGUUGCGCCAGGUGUUGUUAUGACUAUGGUAUUUUUCUUGGCAACUCUUAUGACUGCUGCAGUUUUUAUAUCCGAACGUAUGGACGGUGUGUGGGAUCGUACAUUAGUUGCAGGAGUAUCUGCCACGGAAAUGUUAUGGGCGCAUUUGCUGACGCAAAUAAUAAUAAUGGCAUUCCAGUCAUUUGAAGUUAUCAUGUAUAUUGGUAUUGUGUUCGACACCUACAACAAAGGGGAUUCAACAACAUUGGUGUUUUUGCUAACAUUAACUGCUUUCUGCGGAAUGCUUUUCGGUUUACUUAUUUCCGUUUAUUGUAAAUCACACACGGAAGCAAAUUUCGUUGCUACUGGCGCAUUUUAUCCCAUGAUUAUUCUUUGCGGUCUUCUAUGGCCACUGGAAGGAAUGCCUAAGUCUUUACAAGAAAUUGUUAUGUUCUUCCCGUUUACGAUACCUUCAAUAUCAGCUCGAAAUAUAAUAGAAAAAGGGUGGUCUAUUACUCAUGGUCAGGUAUACAAUGGAUUUAUUGUGAUGACAGCGUGGAUUGUGAUCUUUUUUACAUUAUGUAUCAUAGGCAUUAAAAGAAAAUCCUAAAUUUUUAAGUAUGUAUUAUAUUAGAUAUAAUUACUAAAGUUUAGAUAUAUGUAAAUAUAGUAAAG
Messenger RNA from Teleopsis dalmanni, 2464 nucleotides. RefSeq names its product ABC transporter G family member 23. The record is from RefSeq and is a predicted model, not a curated record. Lineage: Eukaryota; Metazoa; Arthropoda; Insecta; Diptera; Diopsidae. The coding region runs from base 252 to 2399 and encodes 715 amino acids. Gene Ontology annotation, molecular function: ATP hydrolysis activity; ABC-type transporter activity; ATP binding. Gene Ontology annotation, cellular component: membrane. The transcript is spliced from 12 exons.